CAGCGUUCCCAUGGUGACGGAACACAAUCUCUCCCGGUUCUCGUGACAGGCUCCCGCGUAAGCGAGAGUCAUAGUUCUUUGCAAAGUUAAUUCAUGUGAAAAAUAAACUAAUGCCCAUUUUGCCUUUGGGAAAAGCACACUAAAGUUAAACAGGUCGAUAAAAAAAAAAGAAAGAAAAGCCAUGAGAGGAUAUCUGAAAACAUUAGGAUGGCUAUUUAAACUCCAGAGCAAAACUACAACAGUAGGGAAGCACAAGGACUCCGAUCUCUGUCUUCAGAACGGAGGCGUUGAGGACCAGCAUGCCGUGAUCGAGCUCAACGAGCAAGAGCGCUGCUUCGUACUGCGGGACCUGAAUUCAGCGCAUGGAACCUACGUCAACAACUGUCACAUCCACAACGCGGCCGUGCGCCUGUCCCCGGGAGACGAGAUGCACUUCGGCUACGGGGGGCCCGCUUUCCAGCUGUGCGUGGACUCUACCCUUCAGUCUUGUCCCCCAGUGCAGAAGCGCAUUGCCUGGCACGCACCAAUGCAGGUGCCCCCGUCAGUGGGCACCCCCUCCCAAUUUCCACUACUGAAGAGGCAAGCCCAGGCCAGUAAAACGCAAGGGGGGGCUACCACAACCCCUCGCCCACCUAGCAGGUUACGGCCGGCCAGUGCUGGUGUUAGGAGGCUGGGGCUCUGCCAGUCCAUGGACCACAGGGUCUCCUCUCUCAGGCCAGGAAGCCAUUCCUUACUCUCAGAUAGCGAGGAUCUUGCGGGGAACACAGAGACUCUGCCGAACACACAGGUGCUGCAGAAUCUUCUGCAGGAGAAGGAGGAAAGGCUGCUGCGGCUGGGGGACGAGGUGGGCCGCCUGGUGGCGUUCGAGGCCGAGUCACAGAGGAAGGACACCGUAAUCGCCGGCCUGAGGGACGAGGUGUUUGCACUCCAGCGCCAGGUGUUGUGGGCGGACCCUGAGAUAAGCACCAGGCUGAAGGGCCUGGAGAAGGACAUCAGUGACAAGAAGGACCAGAUAGAGCAGCUAAAGGGACAGAUGCAGGAGCUGCAGAAAGGCUCCAGUGAGGUGUUCAGACAGUCACUGGCUGAGCGGGACAUGAAGAUCAGCAGCAUGAGAGGGCAGCUAGAGAAACUGAAGAGAGACAACGGCAUGUCUGCAGGGCUGGUGACCCGGCUGCAGAAGGAUCUGUCAGCAAGGGAGAAAGAGGGACUCGCACUGGCCUCUGAGGUGGACAGACUGCAACAGGCGAUCCGGCAGAAGGACGGACAGCUGGGGUCCAUGUCCAGCAAGAACAUGAAGCAGCAGGGUGUGUUGCUUGCACGGGAAAAGGAGGCGGCACUUUUGCACAAGCGAGUUGAAGAUCUGGAGCAUAAGCGGGCGGAGCUGCAAAUCGCACUGGUGCAGAAGGACAUGGAGUGGGACUCCUUCAAGGGAGUUCUGGACAAGGAGCGGCAGGAGCAAACCUCCCUGCAAGCAGAUCUUGAGGAGAGCCGGAGGCAGGAGCAAAGGGCCCUCAUGGAGCUCCAGCAGGAGCAGACUCGGCUGGAGAGGCUCCGGUGCCAAAUCACCCAGGCUACCUGUACCAGCCCUAGAUCAUCAUCUCCACAAGACACUGUGUCUGACCAGCAGAUAACAGAACAGAUAUCAGAAUUUAUCAGGGAAGGAGAAGGUCUGAGAACCAGGGUGAAGGAGCUGGAGGAGCAGCUGAAGACAGCAUAUGAAGAGUGGGACAGGAGGGCCAAGGAGGCGGAGGUGCUGAGGAGCACCGUGGAGGAGGUGCAGACAUGCCUGCAGAAGGCGCACUCUGCUCCCGCCCUGCAGGAGGCGAUAGCGGCCCUGCAGGGGCAGCACGUCCCCCCUGGCCUGGCCUGGGUGCACGACGCCACCCUCUCAAUCCUGGGCUGCCAGCUCAGGCAGACGCAGAACACAACACAGGCCCUGCUACAAGCGGGGAUAGACGUGUCAGACUACGUAGAAGGGAUCCCCGAAGGGAUCGGAGUCCUGGGACAGCGAAUACAGGCGUGUGAGGAUGAGGUCAGAGCCCGGCAGGCAGAGCUGCAGGCGUGUCUGAAGGCCCACGACCAGAGCAGGGAGGAGCAAGCCAGGGAGGCGGAGGAGCAGAUGCACACCCUCCGGGAGGAGCUGGAGAGGCAGGGCCAGCAGCUGCUGCAGGAUGCGGUGAGGACAGAGAGAGACAGAGUGACGCAGUCGCUGUCUGCGCAGCUCGGCCACCUGCAGGAACUGCAAAGCCAGAAUGCAGAGCUCAUGCAGGCAAUGGAGACCUACCAGAAGGAGGAAGCUACACUCAGGCAUCAGCUAGAUGGACUGAGGGCUGAGCUGGAGUCACUCAGGAAAGCUGAGGCUGCUCUGAAGGAGCAGGUCCGGACCCGGGAGACGGCGCUGGAGGCAGCAAUAGCUGAGGCAGAGCACAAAGGGGCGGAGCUGGAGAGGAGGCACUGGCAGGGCCAAGAGGAAGAAUACAGGGAACAAGUGCGACAGCAUGCACACACUAUCGUGGCCAUGGAGCAGCAGCUGGAGGAUGUGGAGAAGGAGAGGGACACCCUAAGGGGGCAGCUGAGAGCUGCAGAGGAGAAACUCGGAGACCUUAAGGCUGAGGGACAGAAGAACCCUGAGGUGCUGGUGCUGGAAGAGAGCCUCGCAAUGGCCAGGGAAGCGCUGUCUGAGGCGAGGGAGGAGGUGGGGGCCCAGGGUGAUGUCAUCGCCGCUCUCAGCCGUGAGCUGGCCAUCGCCAAUGCAAGGAUGUCUGACAUGACGGGAGAGCUGAGCGAGCAGCAAAAGGUGGAGCUGGAGCAACACAGGGCCAUGGUGGUCGAGCAGAGGGUCCAACUGAGCAUGCUCACUCAGAAACUGAGCCAGAUGUCACAGCUGGUGGAGCAGAAGGGGGAGGAGCUUCGGAAAGUGAGGGAGGAGUUCAGACAGUGUCAGAAGGACCUGCAGGUGCAAGCCAGCGCUGAGACGCCGCUGGACACACAACCUGAAGGAGGCUACAACCCUGCAGAGGUCAGGAUCUGGCGACAGCCGGAGGGCCCAGUGGAGUCCAGGGGUAAGGAUCGUGCCUCGGUGUCCCCAAUGUCGCCUCCAGAGCUCUGUGCCCAGCAGGUGGCGCUAAUGAGACAGGCGCCGAACGAAUGGAGAACCCAGUUGGCCUAUGAAGGAAAUGUAACUGGCACCUGUGAGGACUUCAGCCUGGUCACCUUGGUGCAGAGCCAGGAGAGCGUAGAGCAGACAGCUAGACUGGACUUAUGCGACACUCUGGACCUCAGCGAAAGAACAUACCUGGACCUGGUGCGGGCCUUGAGUGAAGCAUUGGAGAUGGAAGAAGUGCGGCUGUCGGGAAGCUCGUCCCUGAAGUUUCUGCCUCGGGCCGAGAGGGAGAAGCUGGGCUCCUGCAGGCAGAGGGACCUAGAGCUGCUGAGUGAGCGGGCAAGAUGCAAGGAGGCGCAGAUACAGGAGUAUCAGCGGGAGCAGGAAGUCUGGAGGCAGAGCCAGGCCGUGGGUCAGCGUCUCCAGGGCCGGCUGGACAGUCUGAGGGAGGAGCUGCAGGCAGAGAAGCAAGAAAGCUCCCUGCUGCGUGAGGCCCUGCGUCGCAGCCAGGACCGCCUGGCGCAGGAACUGAGCCUCAACAAGGCCAUCAAAGAGCGCAAAGGUGUGGCUUCAGAGCGACUGACACCAAGGAGCGGGUGGGUGGUCUCUCACAGCUGCGUCCAGGAUGGAUGUCGUGAUAAGGCCGCUUCUGGGAAACCCGGCCUGCACAGGAGGCUGAAGAAGAAGGAGUAUGAGGUGGAGGUCCUGAAGGAGCAGCUGAAGAACCGAGAGAAGGAGCAGAAGCAGAGGACAGCGACGCCCACAGAGCCCAGACAUGAUGUGGAGCCCGCCUGUUCUCCUGCGACACCCCCUGCGGGACCCUCCAGCCCGGCGAUGAGAGCCUCCUCUCCAGUGGAGAUGGCUGAACGAGAGCCGCAAUGGUGCCAGUGAAAGAGAGUGACGGGCUGAAGGUGAUGCUUCUUGGACCUGAGAAUGAAAACGGGGGUUUUCCGUCACAGCAGCGCCUCCCGCCCCCUUUCCACCCUCCCCCCAGUCUCACUCUCCCCACUGCAGUUCUCUCACGACGUCGGAGUCUCCAGCUCCCCUGGAUGCAUCAUCGCAGGUCUGCUGCGGCGGAGCUGACGCAUUCGUCAGGCCCUGCUUCUGCUGCUUUUGGGUGUAGCGGCGUGUCAUGAUGACGAGCUGCGCAUGCAGUCACUCCCAGCAGGCGCUGCCUGAAACAGUAGCUGUUUUUAGCCAGCGCCUUCUGGCAGGUGCAGGCUAAAGCAUUAGCUUUCAUUUACCAUUAGCUGCUGAUAUCGUAUAACUAGAAUGGGGAGCUAUAAUAUAGCAUUUGUAACAUGCUAAUUUCCCAAGGUCAAAGUUAGUGAAAUAUAUAUGUAUAAUUAUAGAAAUCUGCCUGGAUAUGCAGACAGUGGACCAGUAAAAUGUAUAAUACGAAAAAACCUGUUAAAAAUAUGCAAAAAGGAAUGGGACUAAUUGUGAUUUUUCACUGCUUUUGCCAGUGGGGUAUUUUAUAGAAAAUAAGCAGCUGGUUCAAUCUGUAGGAUGUGGAUUUGUGUUCUCAAGGCUGUUGGUUCAAAUCCUAAGAACAAGUGCACUGUGGGCACCCAGGGAUGCUCAGUUCAACCGGUCAGUCUCAUAGGCGGCACUGAGGCCGCCUGUGUGUUGGGCACACCAUCCGAGACAAAAUUAAACUGGCUGAAGACGGAUUUAAAAUUGGCCCGCGCUUUGCGGCUCCCCGUGACAGAUUUAACCAAGCUGGGCUGUCCCUACGAUGAACUUUACCGAGUGAUCAAUUUUGCUGGCCCACAUAACCAUCGGCCCACUGGGAAAAUGCCCAGAAUACCAGAUGGACACUCCAGCCCUGGUGGACGCUAAAUACUUAUAGCUGCCUUUUGAGUGUGACGUGUAUAUUAAACCUAUUGCCUUAGUUACACAGAUGAGAAACACUCUUAUUGCUCUCUGUUCUUUUUCAAUAAAAAAUAAAUUCCAAUGAGGAAUUUCUUCAAUAACUCAAACAAUAAUACAUUUUUUUAGAGGAAAACAUUGUUAGCAAGUUGUUGCCACUGUGUUAAAUGGGCUUUGGUGAAAAUUACAGGAUCAUUCCCUUCUUCUAGCUGUCAGUUAUCAUUUGACCAUAAUCAUCUGUUUGUAGCUAUCCAGUGUCUGCUGACGUGGGUUUCAAAGCAUCUGAACAAAUUUAGUUCUUUAGUUCUUCAGAACAACCACAGCAUCGUAACGGUAUAAAAUAUGUUUUCAUUACCUUUGCUCCACAAAUGCAUGAUUAUGCAAUGAUGUAUAAUCAAUUACUCUGGUACUCAUGUUUAAUUGUCAUGGAUAAUUAAACGAUGUCUGGUUU
This is a messenger RNA of Brienomyrus brachyistius, 5426 nucleotides long. It is a transcript of the gene fhad1, whose product is annotated as forkhead-associated (FHA) phosphopeptide binding domain 1. The record is from RefSeq and is a predicted model, not a curated record. Lineage: Eukaryota; Metazoa; Chordata; Actinopteri; Osteoglossiformes; Mormyridae. Gene Ontology annotation, molecular function: protein binding. The coding region runs from base 182 to 3994 and encodes 1270 amino acids. The transcript has 31 exons.